AUGGCGACAUCAGAAUCAUCAGUAUCUCGCACAGAGAUCCUUAACCAAUACACCCAGCUCGACCAGCGCGGCAUUGUCAUUGCCGAGUACGUCUGGAUCGACGCGGAAGGCAACAGCCGUUCCAAGACUCGCACCCUCGAGCCCCGUGAUGACGGCAAGCAGUGGGAUGUUGACACAUUACCCAUCUGGAACUUCGACGGGAGUUCCACCGGCCAAGCCCCCGGCGACAACUCCGAUGUCUACCUCCGCCCCGUUGCCGUCUACCCCGACCCCUUCAGGAAGGGCAACAACAUCCUUGUCCUGACUGAGUGCUGGAACCACGACGGAACCCCGAACAAGUACAACUACCGUCAUGAGUGCGCCAAGCUCAUGGAGGCGCACGCCGAGACGAUCCCCUGGUUCGGUCUCGAGCAGGAGUACACCCUCCUGGACCUGAGCGACCGGCCGUUUGGCUGGCCCCAGAACGGCUUCCCUGCUCCCCAGGGCCCAUAUUACUGCGGUGUGGGUGCUGGCCGUGUCGUCCAGCGCGAUAUCGUCGAGGCCCACCUCCGCGCGUGUAUCUACGCCAACGUUAAGAUCUCCGGCACCAACGCCGAGGUCAGCAAGUCGCAGUGGGAGUUCCAAGUCGGCCCCUGCGUCGGCAUCAGCAUGGGCGACGACCUCUGGAUCGCUCGCUACAUCCUUGCCCGUGUUGCUGAGGACUUUGGCGUCAAGGUCUCGCUGCACCCCAAGCUUAUCCCCGGUGACUGGAACGGUGCCGGCAUGCACAGCAACUUCUCCACCCAGGAGAUGCGUGAGGAGGGUGGCAUGAAGGCCAUCGAGGCUGCCAUCAAGAAGCUUGAGGGCCGCCACCUCGAGCACAUCGCCGUCUAUGGCGAGGACAACGAGAAGCGUCUCACUGGUCGCCACGAGACCGGGGCCAUUGACCAUGGCGUCGCCAACCGUGGGGCUUCGAUCCGCAUUCCCCGCGAGGUUGCCGCCAAGGGCUGCGGUUACUUUGAGGACCGCCGCCCGGCCAGCAACGCCGACCCCUACCGUGUUACCGGUAUCCUCAUGGAGACGAUCUACGGAGCCGUCUAA
Molecule: messenger RNA, 1080 nt
Organism: Dichotomopilus funicola
Lineage: Eukaryota; Fungi; Ascomycota; Sordariomycetes; Sordariales; Chaetomiaceae
Product: glutamine synthetase
Exons: 8
Coding region: 1-1080 (359 amino acids)
Cellular component (GO): cytoplasm
Molecular function (GO): glutamine synthetase activity
Source: RefSeq, a predicted model, not a curated record